Sarcophilus harrisii (Tasmanian devil) is the source of this 581-nucleotide messenger RNA. Its product is annotated as keratin-associated protein 19-1-like. The transcript has a single exon. The coding region runs from base 29 to 286 and encodes 85 amino acids. The record is from RefSeq and is a predicted model, not a curated record. NCBI's taxonomy places the organism in Eukaryota, Metazoa, Chordata, Mammalia, Dasyuromorphia, Dasyuridae.
CCCAUCCACCCAAGUGAAUCCUGACACCAUGUGCUACUACGGCGGCUGCUAUGGGGGCCUGGGCUAUGGCUAUGGCUCUGGUUAUGGCUGUGGAUGUGGCUGCUUCCGUGGCCUCGGCUAUGGAGGCUAUGGUUGUGGAGGCUGUGGCUAUGGAGGCCUGAGGUAUGGAGGCUAUGGCUGUGGCUGUGGAAGCUGUGGCUAUGGAGGUCUGGGCUAUGGAGGCUAUGGCUGUGGCUGCUGCCGUCCAUCUUGCUGUGGAAGGUAUUCUUCCUAUGGCUUCUACUGAAAAACCCCUUGCUUCUGGGCUCUCAAGGAAUCUAUAAUCCUGGAAGGACAUCACCUUACAUCUGUGUCUACAACUGGGCUACAUGGGAAAGUUACCACAACAGGGUCUAACAAUCCUCAUGGCACACUCAGGGCACCAAAGUGGCAGUAACCAAGAAACAGCAGGACCUGUCCUUCUGGCAAGUGAUACAGACUCUCACCUGCCAUGAGAGUGACUUCUCCAGCAACUCCUUCCCAACAACUUGGCUCCCUUCUCAUACAUUAUUGUGUCUUUUAUGCUUUGCAAUAAACUUGUU